UCCACACAGAGCUUCAGAGCGACACAAACCUUCACAGCGAGUAACAGCGAGUUUCCAGCGAUCAUCAGCAACUUAUCAGCAAUUCAUCAGCGGCUAUCAGCGGUUUAAUCUUCUCCUUCCGAUUUACGAAAAUAUUUCAGCAUGAAAGUCGAGGUGACCACAGCGGUGACCUUCAUCACCGGAUUACUGAGAGGAAGAGGACCUCUGUCCGAAAAACAGCUCCAACACUUCAGCCGUUCUCUGGAAGAGGCGUUAGGAGAGCAUUAUGAGCACCACUGGUUCCCUGCCGCACCGUUCAGAGGUUCGGGAUAUCGAUGCCUCAGAAUCAAUCGCAGGAUGGAGCCGCUAGUAGGGAAGGCUGCUUACACCAGUGGUCUCAGCAUGGAGCAGGUUCGCGCCCUCUUACCGUGUGAGCUGACAGUGUGGGUCGACCCCUACGAAGUGUCCUACCGGAUCGGGGAGAACGGGUCCAUAGGUGUGCUGUAGGAGUCCACACCACUGCCGCUGGAGACUCAUCUCAACUCUGUGAUGACCGUCUCCAGCUAAUCUCUCAGCACAUCUGGCCCACAUCUGUUUGACAUUUUAAACGAUGAUUUUAAUGACUGGUCUCGCUGCACGUAUAUAUCCAAUUUAUUGGAUAUAUUUUGGUUAAGUUCCUUAUUUUAACGCCUGUAAAUUAAUUUUUAUUUCAUUUGUAAAUAUUUUGAUUUAUUAUUUUAUUACUUGUAAAUAUUUUGAUAAUUUUAUUUG
Neoarius graeffei (lesser salmon catfish) is the source of this 750-nucleotide messenger RNA. Its product is annotated as protein BTG1-like. The record is from RefSeq and is a predicted model, not a curated record. Gene Ontology annotation, biological process: negative regulation of cell population proliferation; negative regulation of mitotic cell cycle. The transcript has 3 exons. The coding region runs from base 142 to 486 and encodes 114 amino acids. Lineage: Eukaryota; Metazoa; Chordata; Actinopteri; Siluriformes; Ariidae. Gene Ontology annotation, cellular component: nucleus; cytoplasm.